UCUGCUUGUGCCAUCCUCAAGUCAAGGAACAAAGUUAGUCGGGCCACGAGGGAGGGGCUCUUUGGCGGCGCGGCGCCCCCUCCCCGCCCGGCGCUGCUGCCCCCGAGGUUUCUUUCUCUCGAGCCCCGGACAAGAGGCAGCCGGGCUGUGCCGAGGCUCCCAGGGGAGCUCGACUGAAAAGUUCUCGGCUUCUUUUUCCGUGGAGGCUAGAGCUGUUUUAUGUAUGGAUUAGCUGCUACAUUUUGAUGGCCGUUUUGGGGCAAUCCUGUAUCAGGAAAUUGACCUUGAAGGAAGAUCUGAACGCAGAACCUGAAUACUCUGCCCAGGUCUUCCUCCUGGCCAUGGAAACCGUCACUGGAGCUAUGCAGACAAGGCAGAGUGGGCCUCUGAUUUCCCCCACUGCGGGGGCCACAUGCAGUCCCCCAUCAACAUUGAGACGGGGGCCGCCCUCUUCAGUCCCCAGCUGGAGCCCAUCCUGCUGCCUGACUACAGCCUGCCUCCCAGGGAGAUGCUCCGCCUCCAGAACAAUGGACACACAGUGGUCCUCGGCCUGCCCAGGAAUUUGACCCUCACCGGCGGGGGAUUCCUGCAGCCAUACCAGGCUGCCCAGCUGCACUUGCACUGGGGGUCUGCCCUGAAGCCCGGCUCUGAGCACACAGUGGAUGGGCACCGCUAUGCUGGGGAGAUUCAUGUGGUUUAUUACAGCUCCCACUUUGACACCAUCCAGGAGGCGCUGGUCAAGCCCGGAGGCUUGGCUGUGCUGGCUGCAUUUCUGCAGGUUGGGUCGGAGGAAAACGAGCCAUAUCAGCACAUCCUUGAACAUCUGAAUGAUGUCCAUGAUGAAGGAGAAGAAACCUGGAUUCCUGCCUUUGAUGUAGCCAAGCUCCUUCCUGACGACCUCAGUCGCUACUUCCGCUAUAAUGGCUCACUGACCACUCCACCUUGUUACCAGACGGUGAACUGGACGAUCUUUAACCAGACAAUUCAGCUGUCCCCAGAUCAGAUCUCUGUGCUGGAGGACACCCUUCAUGGAGAUGAGGACGAGCUGAUCCAGGACAACUUCCGCUUGCCUCAGAGUCUGCAGGGCCGGAGUGUCCUGGCCAGCUUCCCCAUGCUCCACAGCCCAGAAGGGGCUCAACCGCCUGGUGAGGGGGGAUCUCCAAGGGCCCCGGAUCCUUAUGGUCCUGCAGAGGAAGGCGGGGGCGACAGUGCAGGAUCUGCAGCAGGCAGAGGGCAGCCCCACACCCCAGAUGGUGCCUCAGGGAGAGACCCUGAACCAGCCUCUGGAGAAGGUGCUGACCAGCAGGUGGGCUCCUCCCUUCAGACAGGGGACGUGUUGGCCGCCAUAUUUGCAGCUCUCUUUGGCAUCACUGCUCUCGCCUUCUUCCUCUAUGUCCGGAAGCACCAGGCCCAGAACCGCAGACAGGAUUCUCAGCCCAUCAAGUCCAGCAUCAUCUACACAGCAGCCACCACGGAGGAGAAUGCAGCCUAGAAGGAAGCCCUGGCAGCGUCUCUCCCCCUGCCUCUCACGACUCCCUCUGCCACGUCUGAACACCCCCCUGCCCCCACCCCACAAGGAGGAGACACCCAGGCACCCAGCCCCACGGUGUGCCCACAGCCUUGGCCCUGGCACUUGCCCCCUUGACUGAGCAGAAGCGUGCAGGAAGGAGCCUCGGAGACCAGCACAGGGACCUCGGCAAGGACAAGGGCUCCUGGGGGAAGCAGUGGCAAGCCCCCUCUCCCUUUUCCCACAGUCCCGGCCAGCAGCGGCUGGAUCUGGCCCACCAGAGGGGGCUCUGCUCUGCUGGGUCAGGCCCAAGGCUUCUUGAGCCCAGCCUCCUGUUGCCCUCUGUGGCUACCCAAGGGCCUUGUGCAGGAUGUCCCUGGGGUGGGAGAGGGGGCUGCUCUCAGGAGUCCAGGUGCCUCUCCUUCCACGGGGAGCCCACAGCCAGCAUGUCUUGUGGCCACAGAGGGACCCCUCCUCCUGCCUGCCUUGGUCCAGUCCGCCUUUCAAGGCACUCAGGUGGCUUGCUGACACUGCGUCUAGUGGGAGCGAUGUCUAGCCUUGGAGAAGGAGCCCUUCCUGCUGUCCAUCCUGAAUAUGGCAAGAACUGUCUUCGUUCUGGUUGGUUCUGAAUGGGAGGAAGACUGGGACAGAGUGCUGGAUGAAACCCAUGUCUCCAUUCCCACCUUGCUAGGGAGGCAACUUGGGCCUGCUGCUCUGAGCCAUUGCAGGGCAGGGCCAGGUGGGCAUCUUGGCUGAUGAAGGGAUGCCCAGCCUGGGAGACGUUCUCCGGCCGACACACAGUAGAAGUGAGCGGCGCAGAGACAGGCGUCAGGAGGAGGCAGGCGCUAAAGAUUCUUCUGUGCACAAGAAGCGCCCCUGGAGUAUUUCAGCUGCAAGAGCAACAGGAGCAGCCCCCUCUCUUCCUCUCACACUCACAAUCUGAUUCACGACUUCAUUUCUGUUCCUUGAGGCACCUUUCUUUUUUCAUCCCGAAAACGUUUUUACUGGGAUAUACUGGCAAUGUUACAACCAGGAGAAAUAUGUACUGGGAGGAGAUGGAAGAGAAACGUAGCAUUUCCGCAUUUUCCUUUGGUCUCCUCUUCCUCUUCCCCUU
Messenger RNA from Podarcis raffonei (Aeolian wall lizard), 2621 nucleotides. It is a transcript of the gene CA9, whose product is annotated as carbonic anhydrase 9. The transcript is spliced from 13 exons. Gene Ontology annotation, cellular component: plasma membrane. Gene Ontology annotation, molecular function: carbonate dehydratase activity; zinc ion binding. The record is from RefSeq and is a predicted model, not a curated record. Bases 413 to 1492 code for a protein of 359 amino acids. NCBI's taxonomy places the organism in Eukaryota, Metazoa, Chordata, Lepidosauria, Squamata, Lacertidae.